Culex quinquefasciatus (southern house mosquito) is the source of this 2854-nucleotide messenger RNA. Its product is annotated as protein no-on-transient A. The transcript is spliced from 5 exons. Gene Ontology annotation, biological process: regulation of DNA-templated transcription. Gene Ontology annotation, cellular component: nucleus. The record is from RefSeq and is a predicted model, not a curated record. Bases 148 to 2010 code for a protein of 620 amino acids. NCBI's taxonomy places the organism in Eukaryota, Metazoa, Arthropoda, Insecta, Diptera, Culicidae. Gene Ontology annotation, molecular function: RNA binding.
UUCUUCUUCUCAUUCUGGUUUUAAGCGUUGACGGUGCGGCAUCAGCUUUGUGUUCGCCAUCGCAGCCCUUGAUCGCUUCGGAAACAGGUUUGCAGCCGGUUAGUGUCCCCCCCUCAAGCGUCGGAGAAUCUGCUCUAGUGCCCAAUCAUGGAAGUGGAGCAACCUGUGGACAACGGAAGUCCGAUGCCCCAGCGGCAGCAGAACCAAAACCAGGGCGGUGGUGGCCCAGGGGGACGAGGUGGCGGCGGCGGCGGCGGCAAACAGUUUCAGAACAACCGGAACAGGAACAACCGUGGGGGCGGCGGGGGUGGAAUGAAUCGCGGAGGGGGCGGUGGCCGGAACAGCUUCGGCGGUGGAAAUCGUGGUGGUGGCGGCGGCGGUGGCGGUUUCCGGCAGAAUCAGGAUAAUCAGGAUGGUAAUGGCGACGGAGAUAACCAGCAGCAGAACCAGGGGGGAUUCCAGAACCGGGGCGGUGGCCGCGGCGGACGGAAUCGAUUCAGCGGCGGUGGCGGCCAGGGUGGUGAUGGUGACCAGGGCUUCGACCGGCGCCGUAGCGGACCCGGCGAGAUGUACUUCAUCGGCGAGAAGCUGCGCAUGCUGCAGGGCCAGCUGCUGGACAUUCCGCCGAUCGACGAAACCGACGCCAAGUUCUCCGGCCGCAACCGGCUGUACGUGGGCAACCUGACCCCGGACGUGACCGAGGAGGAGCUGGUCGAGUUGUUCCUGCCGUAUGGUGAGAUCACCGAGGUCUUCAUGAACAUGGAGAAGAACUACGCGUUCGUGCGCGUCGACUUCUUCUCGAACGCCGAGAAGGCCAAGCGCGAACUGGACGGCACCUCGCGCAAGAACCGCAUCCUGAAGAUCCGCUUCGCGCCGAACGCGACCGCCCUGCGCGUCUCCAACCUGGGUCCGUUCGUCACGAACGAGCUGCUAUACCGCGCGUUCGAGGUGUUUGGCCCGGUCGAGAGCGCCAAGGUGCAGGUCGACGAGCGCGGGAAAUCCACCGGCGAGGGCAUCGUCGAGUACAAGAACAAGCCGAGCGCUUCGGCCGCGUUGAAGCACUGCAGCGAAAAGUGCUUCUUCCUGGACUCGUCGCUGCGUCCGUGCUUCGUCGAACCGUACACGUACCAGGACAACAACUCCGACGGCCUCUCGGAGAAGCUGAUCAACAAAAAGAUUCCGGAGUUCUUAAAGUCCCGCCAGCAGGGGCCGCGUUUCGCCGACCAGGGUUCGUUCGAGCACGAGUACGGCCAGCGCUGGAAGCACAUGCACGAGAUGUACAAGCAGAAGGUCGAGGCACUAAAGCGCGACAUGGUCAUGGAGGAGGAGAAGCUCGAGGCGCAGAUGGAGUUUGCCCGCCACGAGCACGAGAUCGAGCAGCUGCGUGAACAACUCCGCAUGCGGGAACAGGACAAGGACCGCAAAAAGGCCGAGUGGGAGAUGAAGGAACGCUUCGUCAACGAAUCCCGCGAGCGACUUCAGAUGCAAAUGUCCGACCAGCGAAUGGGCUUUCAGGGCAACAACAGCUUCAAUAACCGUAACAAUUCCUUCGAUAUGAUGAACCAGGGUGGCGGCGGCGGAAAUCGCAACAACAGCUUCGGAGGGGAGGUGCGCGACUACGGCCACGGAGGACAAAAGAGACAGUCUCGCUUCGAUAACCACGAAAUGAACCAAAUGAACCAGCAGCAGGAUCAACAGCAAGGCCAGCAACAGCAGCAGCAACAGCCCCAACAAGGUCUGCCAGAUCAGCCAGAACAGCAGGGACCGGGACAGGAACAGGGUCCGGGAGGUCCUGCCGCCGAAGGUGGCAUGGGAGACGCUGCUAACAUCGUCGGAGGAAACGGCGGAGGCGUUGGAGCUGGCCCCGUUGGCAUUGAGCAGCUGUUGAGCAACGCGUUUGGCGGCGGCGGUGGCAACAACAAUCGCAACAACAACCCGUGGAACAACGGCGGAGGCAACAACGGGGGAAACCGCGGCGACGACUUCCAGAACAAGCGAAGGCGCUUCUAAGCUCCUCUGCAAUCUCAAUGCUCGAGUCCAUUUUGCGCGCGUGAGUGUGUGUGAACAGACUGCAACACGGAGCGCAUCAGCCGUACGCAUUUGAAGCAGAUCAAGUGACUAUUUAUUUUCAUCGUUUACGCGUACAAGUUCCACAGAAAACCACCCUACGCGAUCGGCACCGCACACAACUCUCUCUGUGUGUAUUCACUUCCUUCCAGACCACUUUUUUUUUAGUUUUACUCGCGCGCUUGUAGGCUAAGAGGACGCAUUGUUUUUUUAGUAGAUUUAGACGCACGGCCUCCCUGUGUAAAUUGUUUGGUUAGGACAAAAAUGUGCAUUCGCCACUCACAAUUUUAAAAAGUAGUCUCAACCGGACUCGCGAGCGUACUGGUUUGUUGUGAUGGAACUCGUUGCGUUCAAUGCUUUAUUUAAACGAAUAUACUUUUAUUCGAUAGGAGACAAACAAAAAAACAAAACAAAUCUUAUAGUUUAUUAAUCAGUCACGAGAGAUGCAAAAAGAUGCGCCAUGCGUAUUCGAAUACGGAAAUUAAAUAACAUUUGAACCCCAGAUUAAACAAACAAAAAAAAAAAACUAACGGAUAGAACAUAAACAUUGAGUGUAAUACGCAUUUGUGUCUGUGGUAGCGAAAGCAAUGCAUUAGGAGAAAGGAAAAAGACGCUCAUCAACAACAACAUAAAACAAAAAAAAACUGAGAAUGUACACACCACCAUAUUGUGUACACACAAACACUUUUGUCUCCACCGGCACAUGCAUGCGAGUUUGAGAAAAUAAUGUACUUUGAAUCAACACAGUGUAACAAUUAUGACAUAAAUAGUAUUCAAUGAAAAAGUA